Molecule: messenger RNA, 3264 nt
Organism: Cydia splendana
Lineage: Eukaryota; Metazoa; Arthropoda; Insecta; Lepidoptera; Tortricidae
Product: BTB/POZ domain-containing protein KCTD3
Exons: 13
Coding region: 152-2134 (660 amino acids)
Biological process (GO): protein homooligomerization
Molecular function (GO): protein binding
Source: RefSeq, a predicted model, not a curated record
AGUUUCAUUUACCUAUAUUACUUUGAUUGGGGUUUGUUUGUUGACGGGAGACAUGAAAAUUAUGAUUCAGUUCAUUUAGAAAGUUGGAAUAUUUAAGUUUCCACGUAUAUAAUACAAGACAGUGUGCUAAAAUAUUAUUUAAUCGAUUUAAAUGACAAAUUAUCAGGAAAUAGUCAACUUGAACGUCGGCGGGACUAAAUUUGCUACAUCCUGGCACACACUGACAUGGGUGUCGGACACAUUUUUCACAGCCCUACUCAGUGGGCGCAUACCUACAGUCAGAGAUGACACUGGUGCUAUAUUCAUAGACCGAGAUCCAAACUUGUUUGGGCUCAUCUUAAAUUUCCUCCGAACCAGAGAUAUAGACCUGAAUAAUGUCAACAUUAGAGCACUCAGACAUGAAUGCGACUACUUUGGCAUCACUCCUCUUAGCAGAAGACUGGCUUUAUGUGAUGAGAUGAAUCAUUCUUCAUGUGGAGAUGUGCUCUUCUAUGGAUACCUACCACCACCUUUAAGCACUCCAUUACCAGGCAACAGCAACAGUAGAAAUAGCAAUGGAUGUUCUAGAAAAAACUCCACCGCGUCAAACGCGGAUGCACCUUGUAAUAGGACACACUCAAGGAACUCUUCCCUGGACCUUAGGACUGUGGGCAGGAUACCUUCGCAGGACCAAUUGAGUCGAUGUGGCCGUGGUCAUUCCAGAGCCGCUUCUUUAGGCAAUGCAGACUGUUAUAAAGGGAUACGCCCGCCGGAACUAAACGCGUGGGCAGACAGCAUGAAAGUUCAAAUUAUAAAGGCACACCACAAUUGGAUUGCGGUUGCAUACACACACUUCGUUACUGGAUACAGAUUGACAGAUUCAUGCGGAUGGUACGUCGUAUUCCAAUCGCCCGUCCAAGACUCCGUGAUAGAGAGGAUAGCGUUGAACGCCAAGACGGGCGGCGGGGCGACGGCCAGCGGUACGAACACUACGGGAACCGAUGUCAUGUUGGGCAUAGCGAGCGGACCGCUUGUUCGGUUGUGGGCGUUCUCUACGCAUAGCGAACCUGUCCGGAGGACAUUAGUUGGCACAUUCAACUUGGGUGUUCGCGUGGAGCACCUACUCUUCGUCGGUCCACAACUGGUGGCGCUGAGCGGAGCGGGCGCCCGGAGCAAGGCGGGCGUGUGGCACACCAGCACGCAGCACUGGCAGACGCAGGACGUGGCGCAUCUCAGCACACACGACACCGCCGGCUCGUUCCUGCUGCUGGGGACCAACACGGGCGCCAUCAACUAUAUAGAUAUGCAAAAAUUUCCGUUGCGAAUGAAGGACAAUGAUCUACUUGUCACCCAGUUGUACAAGGACCCCAAUCAAGAACCCAUCACAGCCAUAUCAGUGUAUCUCACCCCUAAGACCAAUCUGUGCGGCAACUGGAUAGAGAUAGCAUAUGGUACUCGGUACGGCUCAGUGCGGGUCAUAGUCCAGCAUCCGGAAACCGUGGGCCACGGUCCACAACUCUUCCAGACCUUCACCGUCCACCAGAGCACUAUCACAAAGGUUUCUCUAUCAGAAAACUACCUAAUAUCGGUAUGCAGCGAAUACAACCACGUCCGCUCCUGGCGAGUGACUCGCUUCCGAGGAAUGAUCUCCACCCAACCCGGCACCACGCCCAAGGCCGCCUUCAAAGUGCUCGCACUAGAGGCCCCCACCGCCCAGCCACACAACGACUGCGGACCAUACGGCGAGCAGGACGAGGAACAGAUUUUCAUUCAGAAAGUUGUACCGGAUACGGACACGCUAUACGUGCGCUUAGCGUCGAAUGGAAGAAGGGUAUGCACCAUCCGGUCCGUGGACGGGUCGGCGGUGUCGUGCUUCGCCGUGGCGGAGUGCGAGGGCGCGCUGCGGCCGCGGCGCCUGCUGCUGUGCGGGCACCGCUCCGGCGCCGCGCAGAUGUGGGACCUCACCGCCGCCAUCGACAAGGCGGCCAAGCCGGCCACCUCCGUCGGCAGUAGUAGCGCGGAAGGCGACGACUCCCCGAUCCCGGACGGCGGGCCGACGGCCGACGAGCUGGUGCGUCUGCUGUCCGCGUGCGACCUGGACGCCACGCCGGCGCCGCAGCUGCUGCCGCCGUCGCCCAACCGACCGAUGCCGUGAGCGUUCUGCGGAGCACUGGCCAGGCUUAGGGACUUUCUGCUACCAACUUAAACACUUUACACACCUUACUCAAUUCAGUAGCUUACGACAGGGAAGCAGCUAUACGUUAGACACGGUAGAGAUAUCAGCAUCUCACUUCUACGUAUUGCGCUUCAGGCCUCAUAAAAACACUUGCGACAGUGGUGGUGCGAGCUAAAGCGCACCGUUACUUGGAUUUUAAUAUGUAACCGCACGGUAUGGAAUGGCGGAGUGCUGCCGAGGUUGCCCACAAGAGCGCAUAACCCCGAGUAAAACAGAUACAGAUUGUUUGUUGCUUGUGCUCGCGAAUAUACCCGUAUAAGCCGUUCCUUUCAGCUCCGUAUUUAGGUAGGACGACUGAUAUACCGUCAGACAGUUUCUAAAAUUGUGAAUUUUCCACAGACAAAAUUCGGACACUUCACAUAUUUAUAGAAAUCGAAAUUCUCGAUUUCCAAAUUGAAGGUUUCAUGUGAUCUCACAUCGCUCUACUGAAAUUUCUCAGAACUUUACCAUCUUUUUGGAAAAUUUCCGCAAUUUGUAGGUAGGAUUCGCGUGGAAAGGGUAUUUCUCUUAGAACACACCAAGAUAUUUUAAUAACAAAACUUCCGUGAGACACGUACAUAUUACAUAUUUUAAAAACGGGUCACUCACGUAUUUUAAGUCGAAAAACGCUCGACAUGUUUCACUCCGUACCGAGGAGUGUCAUCAGGAGCUUGCGUUGACGGUGACGGACCGGCGCGGACGGAUCGGUACGGAGUGAAACAUGACGAGCGUUUUUCGACUUAAAAUACGUGAGUGACCCGUUCUUAAUAUAUUUAAUACACACCAAGAUAUGAUCUUAUAUCAAGGAAUAAGUUAAGUUUUUGUGGAUUUGGGUGACGUAUCAUGUGACAUUUUUGUCAUCAUCUUUAGUUCUGAUUGAUUGAUUAAUUAGUAAAUAAUAUUAAGUGCGUAAAUAAUAGCUAGGUUUCGCUUUCCUGUGAGGUCGUCUGCUAGUAACUCGGUAAUCAUUCCUUUUUAAACCAAAUCCAAGAACCUUUAAUUUUUAAUGGGUUUUAGUAAUUGUGUUACAAAUUCCUACAAGUUGAAAUUAUCGAGCGUACUUCCUUUUC